This is a messenger RNA of Lolium rigidum, 2527 nucleotides long. RefSeq names its product protein kri1-like. The record is from RefSeq and is a predicted model, not a curated record. NCBI's taxonomy places the organism in Eukaryota, Viridiplantae, Streptophyta, Magnoliopsida, Poales, Poaceae. Gene Ontology annotation, biological process: protein phosphorylation; endonucleolytic cleavage in ITS1 to separate SSU-rRNA from 5.8S rRNA and LSU-rRNA from tricistronic rRNA transcript (SSU-rRNA, 5.8S rRNA, LSU-rRNA). Gene Ontology annotation, cellular component: 90S preribosome; nucleolus. The transcript is spliced from 6 exons. Gene Ontology annotation, molecular function: protein kinase activity; ATP binding; calcium ion binding.
CCCACCGCCGCCGUCGCCCUAGCAGCAGCAGUGAAGGCGUCGCCGGUCCGGGAAGAUGACGGCGGAGGGCAAGGGCAAGGGGAAGGUGCUGGACAUCCUCGCGGGCUCCGACGACGACUCGGACGCCCCCGCCGAGGACAACUCCAAGAUCCAGAUCAACGAGGAGUACGCGCGCCGCUUCGAGCACAACAAGCGGCGCGAGGCGCUGCAGCGCCGCGAGGAGCAGAAGAAGAAGGGCCUCAUCGCCGAGUCCGACGACGAGGACUCCGACGACGAGUCGUCGGACGAGGACGUCGCCGUCGCCGCCACCUCCCGCCGCGUCGACCGCCGCGUGCUUCAGGUCAUCCGCCGCAUCCGCAGCGGCGACAGCGCCAUCUUCGACAAGGACGCGAAGGUGUACUCCUCCUCCUCGUCGGAGGACGAGGCCGGCGCGGAGGGGGAGCCCAAGGCGGGGAAGGCCAAGAAGGAGCGGCCGCUGUACCUCAAGGACGUGAACGCGCAGCACCUUCUCGAGGAGGGCCCCGAGUUCGCGGCGCAGACUGGCCGCGGCAACAAGUACGACAGGAUUGCGUACGACGAGCGCCAGAGGGAGGGGCUCAAGGAGUUCCUUGAGGCGGAGAAGAAGGAGGUGGGCGAUGGUGACGGCGAGGAGGACGAUUUGUUCAUGGUGAAGAAGGCUGGUGGAGAUGGUGGCGAGAGCGAAGAGGAUGAAGAUGAGAAGCAGACGGAGGAGCUGGCAGGCGAGGUUUUCGGGAAGGAUGAGGAGCUGGAUGAGAAUGAGAAGUUCUUGAAGGAUUACAUCCUCAACAGGCCGUACCUUGAAACAGGGGCGGGCAAGAACUUCUCUCUGGAUGAUAUCCAGGAGGUGUCGGAGGAGGAGGCUGAGAUAGAAAAGUGGGAGGAUUAUGAGGAUAAUUAUAAUGCCCGAAGUUAUAAUUUCCGGCAUGAGGAGAUGGCAGCUUCAGAGGCGCCAGUGACUGAUAGGGUGAUGGGACAUCCCCGGGUGAUUGAGGGGUCUGUGAGGAAGAAGGAGAGCAGCAGGAAGAAGCAGAGGAAGAGCAAGGAGGAACGGAAUGCACUAGCCAAGCAGCAGCAGGCAGAGGAGCUGAAGCAUCUCAAGAAUCUGAAGAAGAAAGAGAUCGCGGAGAAGCUCGAGAAGAUCCGGAUGAUUGCUGGAAUCGAAGGGGAUGCUGCUUGCAAGCUUGGUGCGGAUGACUUGGAGGAGGAUUUUGAUCCGGAGGAUUAUGACAGGAAAAUGCGCGAGAUGUUCAAUGAGAACUACUAUGGUGCUGAUGAGGUUGAUCCUGGGUUUGGAGGUGGGGAUGAUUUUGAUUUGGCCAAACCUGAUUUUGACAAGGAAGACGAAUUGCUUGGGCUACCUAAAGAAUGGGCUCUUGAUGAUAAUAACGAAGGGUCUACUGCUAGUGGUGAGAAAGCUAUUAGCGAGAAGAAGAAGAAGAAGAAAAAUAAGGAGCUUGCAGACGGUGAUGAGGUUGGUGAGAAAAGGGAAGGGAAGAUAUCUCGCAAGGACAAAGUGGAGCUUGAGAAGGAGUUUGACGAGUACUAUAAGCUAGACUAUGAGGACACCAUUGGAGACCUGAAGACUCGGUUCAAGUAUAGGAAAGUUCAGCCAAACAGUUAUGGCCUAAAGACCUAUGAGAUAUUGCAAGCAGAUGACAGGGAUUUGAACCAAUAUGUUCCCAUAAAGAAGCUAGCACCAUAUAGGGAGGAUGAAUGGGAGCAAGGGUCAAAGGGUGGCGCGCCGAGCUCGGGCCUCCCGAUGUGGAAGCAGGUAUCCAUCUCCGACGCAUUGCUGACUAAUGAGAUACUCGUCAUGAGGAGGAUAGUUGAGAAUGUUGCGCCCCAUCCGAAUGUUAUCAGCCUGCAUGAUGUGUAUGAGGAUGCGAACGGCGUGCACCUUAUCCUUGAGCUGUGCUCUGGUGGUGAGCUUUUCGACAGGAUAAUAGGCCGCGAGCGGUACUCGGAGUUUGAUGCGGCUGCUAUCAUUAGCCAGAUCGCCGAUGCCCGCCAUUUCAUGCUCCAACUAAUCUAGAAAAGCAUCAAAGGAUCCUCCAAAUGCGCAGACGGAGAGAAUGCCACGCUAACAGAGUUCGAGCAGGUGCUGAAAGCAAUGAAGAUGGACUCCCUGAUCCCUCUAGCUCCCCGUGUGUUUGAUCUGUUUGACAACAACCGUGAUGGAACCGUGGACAUGAGGGAGAUCCUCUGCGGGCUCUCCAACCUGAGGAACUCGCGCGGCGAUGAUGCCCUGCGGCUCUGCUUCCAGAUGUACGACGAGGACCGGUCAGGCUGCAUCAGCAAGGAAGAGUUGGCGUCGAUGCUCCGGGCCCUGCCCGAGGAGUGCCUUCCGGGCGACAUCGCGGAGCCAGGGAAGCUGGACGAGAUGUUCGACCAGAUGGACGCCAACGGCGACGGCAAGAUCACCUUCGACGAGUUCAAGGCCGCGAUGCAGAAGGACAGCUCCCUCCAGGACGUGGUCCUCUCGUCGCUGCGGCCCAGCGGGCAUUAG